AACACUUCUCCACUCAAUCUCCGGCUAGACUAUGGACGACACUGAGGAGAUCGUCAUCAUCGGCGCUGGCCUCGCAGGCCUCGCCGCCGCCGUCGGGCUUCACCGGAAGGGGCUCCGCAGCCUCGUCCUCGAGUCCUCCGACACUCUGCGGGCCGCCGGCUUCGUCCUCAACGUAUGGACAAACGCCUGGCGAGCUCUAGAUUCCCUCGGCGUCGGUGACUCCCUCCGCCGCCGCCACCUCCGCCUGCAAACAGCGGUUGUUUCCUCUGCUUCCUCUGCUUCGCUCGUCACGAAACUACCGGCCAAGGAACAUGAAUUGCGCUGCGUGAGGAGGAACCUCCUCGUGGAAGCUCUCGCCGGGGAGCUUCCCCACGGCACCAUAAGGUACUCAUCCAAGGUCGUCUCCAUAGAAGAUUCCGGCGAGUUGAAGCUCCUCCAUUUGGCCAACGGAUCCACGCUCAAGGCUAAGGUGGUCAUCGGCUGCGACGGCAUCAACUCGAUCGUCUCCAAAUGGCUGGGCCUAAAGCCACCGACUUUCUCCGGCCGGCACUCCGCCCGUGGCUUCACCGUCCUCCCCGACGGCCACGGAAUGAAGCCGGAGUUCACGCAGUACAACGGAGAAGGAUUCAGAGCAGGGGUGGUGCCCUACGACGAGAAGAGCGUCUACUGGUUCUUCACUUGGGCUUCCAACGGAGAGAAAGAGACGAUCCACGACGCCAUGAUGGUGAAAGAGUUUGUGCUCGGAAAGGUGAAAACCUCUGAAAUACCAGAACAAGUCGUCGAAAUCAUAGAAAAGAGCGAGCUGAGCAGUGUGGCAUCCGCCCCAUUAAGAUACAGAUCGCCAUUAAACUUGCUGAGCGGAAACAUCUGCAAGGGAAACACCUGCGUGGCAGGCGAUGCGUUCCACCCCAUGACUCCUGACCUCGGGCAAGGAGGCUGCUCGGCCUUGGAAGAUGGAGUCGUGCUGGCCAGGUGCUUGGCGGAAGCUCUCUGUGGAGGUGGAGUAGGAAAUGGUGAGGAGGAGCAAAAUCGUAGGGUUGAGGUAGCGCUGAAGGAGUACGAGAAGGCUCGGAAAUGGAGAGCCUUCACACUUGUUGUUGGUUCAUUUGCGUUGGGAUUUGUUCAAGAAAGCGGCAACUGGUUUUUGCGUCUGGUGAGGGAGAGAAUUUUGGCGGGUUUCAUGGCUGAGAGUCGGUUCAUCGCAGCAAAUUUCGAUUGCGGCAAAUUGUAAGAUCAGUGUGCCUUGUGCUGUUAUAUACUGAGGGAUUCACGAGCAUUCGAUUCGGAGUACGAGCGUCUAUAGUAAUGGAUGGCCUCUAGAAGACAAUUGUCUUCGGAUUUGUCCUGUGGGCAAAUCUGAGAAGAAUCAUCGGAUUUGUCCUGUGGGCAAAUCUGAGAAGAAUCAUCCACUUUCAGUAAGGGUCUGUAAGGAUUUAGACAGUCCUUUUGGGGCGGUGCGAUGAUUAAAAUAUGGAAUGUUGUCACAUAAAGUUUUGGGGUCGAAA
Messenger RNA from Zingiber officinale, 1505 nucleotides. Its product is annotated as monooxygenase 2-like. The record is from RefSeq and is a predicted model, not a curated record. Gene Ontology annotation, molecular function: FAD binding. NCBI's taxonomy places the organism in Eukaryota, Viridiplantae, Streptophyta, Magnoliopsida, Zingiberales, Zingiberaceae. Bases 32 to 1231 code for a protein of 399 amino acids. The transcript has 2 exons.